Messenger RNA from Quercus robur (English oak), 682 nucleotides. RefSeq lists its product as uncharacterized. The record is from RefSeq and is a predicted model, not a curated record. Bases 57 to 437 code for a protein of 126 amino acids. NCBI's taxonomy places the organism in Eukaryota, Viridiplantae, Streptophyta, Magnoliopsida, Fagales, Fagaceae. The transcript is spliced from 3 exons.
UUGAACUGAAAGUUGAAGAUGACACAGGAUUAACAACAUUCAUUUUAUUUGAUUCUAUGGCUGAAAAAUUACUCCAUAUAUUAGCAAAAGAACUUAUAAAUAAAUGUUCACAGGUACCUGAAGAGUUUGACAUGCCUAUGCAAAUAGCAAACCUUAUUGGGAAAACAUUUGUCUUCCAAUUGGAACUCAAUGAUUAUAACCUCAAACAAGGAUGGGAGAUCUACACAGUAAAGAAAGUUUUUGAUCCUGUUAUGCAGAUUGACAAUUCAGUUAAACUUGAUCAAAUAACUGAUUAUUAUAUGAGCGAUGCUACAAAUGAUUCUGACAACAACUUACCAAGUGAAAAAGAUGCUAAUCCUACAAAUGAUGCAAGUCAUGUACAGCUCACACCUAUUGCAGAUCGACAAAAGAGGAAAAGGAAACAAGAACUCCUUUAAUAUGUUGAAACUUAUGUUACAAAUUAUUUCAACUUUUCUUACAAUAAUGCAAUCACCAUUACGAAGGUGUUCUGCUAUCUGUUGGGAAUAGAUAAAUGACCUUACAAAAUAGUUAACAAAGGAAUAGGUGGUGUUAAAUAUUCUGAGAAAUUGAUGUUAAUGGUUUUGUCUACGUGUGUAUUGGUUAUAUUUGAUGGAUGCAUGUUAUCCACCUGUUGUAUUGGUCUUACUUGAUGUAUAAAUGA